Molecule: messenger RNA, 1990 nt
Organism: Zingiber officinale
Lineage: Eukaryota; Viridiplantae; Streptophyta; Magnoliopsida; Zingiberales; Zingiberaceae
Exons: 5
Coding region: 165-1745 (526 amino acids)
Source: RefSeq, a predicted model, not a curated record
GUGUUCGAUCACCGCCUCUUCAGUGACGCGGCGUAGAUCGUCGAAGGAAGAUAGAGAGAGGGGGAAGAAAUGUCGGGCACGACUACAACGGUGGGAGCCCUGUUGGAGUUUGGGCAUCCAGAUGUACUCAAACGCUCUCCGAAAGCUUCCCUUCGUUCCGCCCGAUGACGAACGCCGCCGCCGUCGCUGUCUCCACCGCCUCCGCCUCUUCCAAGCGCUCUAGAAAGAACUCCGAUGACGAGCAUCGGAGCAAGAGUAGGACGAAGAAAAAAUCUGGCAAGCGUCGCCGCCUGCGCGACGACUCUUCAUCCCCCUCCAAAACCGACGACGGUCCCCGUCACCGGCGCAAACGGGUGAAGAAGUCGGAGAGGCGGAAGAAGGAACCCAGGAACGCUAGGAACAACAAAAUGAAGAAGAGAAAGAAGAGGACAUCCCGCAAGAGGCGGUACCGAAGCCUUAGCCGGUCGAGUGGUUAUUCCAGCCGUAGUUGCUCCACCUGCCGCAGCAGCAGCUCAUCUGGCAACAGUAGUGUCUCGAGGAGCCCUCCUUCCAAGCCUCUGCCAAAGACGAGGAGCAUGUCUGGAAGAAGAAGCAGUGAUGGGGUCUCGGAGAGAGGCAGAAGUCGGCAGAGGAAGAGGACGACGAGCUAUGAUGACACGGGUAGAAGUAGGUAUUUAUCUCAGAGUUGCUCUACUCGUGGAGGAAGUAGGAGUAGUGGUCCUAGCGUCAGCCGAAGAGGCAAAACGUUUGAGGAAAUUGAACAGCAGAACCAGCUUCGAUCAGAGCUGGUUGUGGAAGAUGGAAGAGCAGUGGUAGAAGUAGGAAUUGAUGAGGACAGUAACAGAAUUAUGCAAGCUUAUGAUGAUUUUGAUAGGUACGAUGGGAGGAGAUCAGAUGAUCAUCAACAGUUCCUUGAAAUGCAUGAAAAGGAUGAUUGGACUUUUGCAAAGGAUUGCAAAUUGGCGGGGCUUGCUAAUACCGAUAAACAAACUAUCGGAAAUGCUGAUGUUGGGAGAGCUGAUGUUGCAUUGAAGAAGAGCGACCACGACUCAGGUGGCUUGGAGUCUCUGGAUUUGGAAUCUCAGUUAAGGCAAAAGGCAUUGGAGAACUUUAAGAUUUUCCAACGCAGCCUUUCAGGAAACACUAGAUAUCCUGUACAUCAGGAAGAUGAAUCCAAGGAAACUAAAUGUCAUAGUAUAGCACAAGAUGACUUGGGGAACAUGAGAAUUCUUGAACGACAAUGUAGCAUCCAAAGGGAAGUCUGGCCAUCAAAAUCUAGAGUGAGAUCUGUUGUCAAACUCCCUGAUGAGGAAGAUACCUCAGGCGAUACACUUAAGCAACCAUAUUCCAAUCAGGGCUUUGGAGAAGUAAAUAAUUCAGGCCUUGAUAUGCCUAGCAAAGGCCAGAAAAAUCCGGUCCAGUUGAAGAGAAUAAAAGAUACCUCAAAUGAAACUUCUUUAAAUACAUCACCAAUGAAAGAGAAACAAGAGAAGAACAUCCAUUCAAAAUCGAUGAGCAGCAUUACAAAUGCUAAUGACUUGAAUCAGCCAAGUCAGCAACAAAUCUCACCAUUACCUUCCAAGCCGAACCUUCACAGGGAAAAUGAAAACAAAGAGGGCACUGGCUCUCAGUUUCAAGAAAAGACAUUCUCUAGAACGCACGAGGGAGAAGUGGUUCAGGUAAGUUACAAGGUUUACAUACCCAAUAAAACCCCUGCAUUGUCACGGAGACAGCUACAACGGUGAUGUGUGCAUAGUACAUUGUAUCAGCAUUGAUGCAGCUCUUCAGGGAGUUCAAAGUUCUACGAACUAUGGGCGAUCACAUCUUUUAGAUAGAGGAAAUAUUAGAGUAUACAUUCCAAUCAAGCCAGGUGUAUUUGUAAUUUAAUUUUCCAUCCACAUAAUUAUGUGAUUGUUAGGUUGUGUGCCAAGUCCAAAUCUUCAAUUUCUUCCUAAUAAUUUGGGAAUUGAACUAUAAAAUUAUGAGUCAA